AGAGUUUGACGCUGCUGCAUAUUCUACCAGAGAAGAAGACCUCGAGGCUGCACGCGUGUUUACUCGGGACAGACGUAUCUUUUGAUUAGUUUUUAAUUUUUCUGAUUAUUCUGGAUCUUCGACCGGAAUAAAAAUGCCUAAGGUCAAGGCGGACAAGAAAAGCCGGCAGCACCAAGAGGUCAAAAACCAAGGGAUCAUGUUUAACACCGGCAUGGGUCAGCACAUCCUGAAGAAUCCACUGGUUGUCAACGGGAUCAUUGAGAAGGCUGCCCUGAGGCCGACUGACGUGGUUCUGGAGGUGGGACCCGGUACUGGUAACAUGACGGUGAAGUUGCUGGAGAAAGCCAAGAAGGUGGUGGCUUGUGAGUUGGACAGCAGAUUGGUGGCUGAACUUCAGAAAAGAGUACAGUGCACACCCAUGCAGGCCAAACUUCAAAUAUUAGUUGGAGAUGUACUGAAGACAACUCUGCCGUUCUUUGACGUGUGUGUGGCUAAUUUACCGUACCAGAUUUCAUCGCCGUUUGUCUUCAAGCUCCUGUUGCAUCGACCUUUCUUCAGGUGUGCCGUGUUGAUGUUCCAGAGAGAGUUUGCCAUGCGACUUGUGGCCCAACCUGGGGACAAGCUGUACUGCAGACUGUCCAUCAACACUCAGCUGCUGGCCCGCGUCGACCAUCUCAUGAAGGUGGGGAAGAAUAAUUUCCGUCCUCCUCCAAAAGUGGAGUCAAGUGUUGUCAGGAUAGAACCUAAAAAUCCUCCUCCUCCCGUUAACUUCCAGGAGUGGGAUGGCCUGGUGAGAAUAGCCUUCGUAAGGAAAAACAAAACUCUGAAUGCAGGUUUCAAGUCCACUGCCGUUGAACAGCUGCUGGAAAAGAACUACAGAAUCCACUGCUCCGUGAACAACGUGGAAGUGCCAGCAGACUUCAGCAUCACCAAGAAGAUUGAGAGUGUUUUGCAGGAGGCUGAUUUCAGUGAGAAGAGAGCCAGGUCCAUGGACAUCGAUGACUUCAUGGUGCUGCUUCACGCAUUCAACGCUGCAGGGAUCCACUUUUGUUAAACGGCAGAGCGACUCUCCCGAUGCGGCGGCUACGGUCACAUCGUGACUAGAGCUUUGUUCAAAUAGUUGGAAGAGACUUAAAGGGCUCAUAUUGAGUGUAAAGGUUCCCUGGGAUGUGGGCAGCGUCUGGGUUGCACGAGGGCCUGCCAGCCAGCGAGUGAGUCAAUCCUGUGAACAAAUAUCUGUAAUGGGUUAUUCUCAGCAAUCUACAUUUGUUUGACUGACCUUGUUAUAGUGGUAGAUAUUUAAUAUUCAAAGAUUUUUGGUGUCUCCCUAAAAAUAAAUUCAGAUUGUACAGAAGUA
Gasterosteus aculeatus aculeatus (three-spined stickleback) is the source of this 1357-nucleotide messenger RNA. It is a transcript of the gene dimt1l, whose product is annotated as DIM1 dimethyladenosine transferase 1-like (S. cerevisiae). Gene Ontology annotation, biological process: rRNA methylation. Gene Ontology annotation, molecular function: rRNA (adenine-N6,N6-)-dimethyltransferase activity. Gene Ontology annotation, cellular component: nucleolus. Lineage: Eukaryota; Metazoa; Chordata; Actinopteri; Perciformes; Gasterosteidae. The record is from RefSeq and is a predicted model, not a curated record.